Molecule: messenger RNA, 1966 nt
Organism: Phodopus roborovskii (desert hamster)
Lineage: Eukaryota; Metazoa; Chordata; Mammalia; Rodentia; Cricetidae
Gene: Knop1
Product: lysine rich nucleolar protein 1
Exons: 5
Coding region: 1-1545 (514 amino acids)
Source: RefSeq, a predicted model, not a curated record
AUGCUCGCGGUUUCCACAGCAACCAUGGGCAACGUGAGGCCACGACCCGGAAGAAGACGGCCCUCCCGGGGGCGGACCAAAAGCGCAAAAAUUACUUCCGGGUCGCGGCGGCGCGGGCGCUCACGUGGGGAGGCUUGGCCUGCGGGUGGACCAGGAAUGGUCACCAAGACUCAGAAAGGAGACCUGGUCCCACGGCCCCCAGAGAAGAAGAAGAAGAAGAAGAAAAAGAAGGUGGUGGCUACAGAGGUCGUAGAACCAGAGACUCAGUACUCAGUCCUAAACAGUAAUGAUUAUUUUGUGGAUGUUUCUUCUCCAAGGGCCAUAUCCCCCUCUAAUAAUGUGGGUGAAGGACACGUCCCUGAGAUGUCACCAGGCAAGAGGAAGAAGAAAAAAAAGUACCCUAGUGCUCACUUAGAGGCACGCCUGCAGCCUCAGGCUGCACGGGCAGGACAGAAAAAGUCCCCCAGCCCUAGAAGGCAGGUCCUUGACCGGUCAGCAGAAUGCUUCAGUGGAGAGAAGAAAAAGAAGAGGAGGAAGUCCUUACCACAGGCAGUCUCCCAAACCUCACAUCUGAAGACCUCCCCAGACCCCAAGCAUGCUGAGGAGGUAAGCAAAGCCAGUAAGAAGUCCAAAAAACACCGGAAGGAAAAAAAGGUUCUGGACAUGGAAGCCUUUCCUCCCCAGGACUCUUGGCUCUGUGAGGCUGGGGAUGCUCUGCGCCCCUGCUCAGGGAGGAAGGAUGCUGAAGAGCAGGCAGCCUUGGGGCAGAAAAGGAAGCAGGGGAGCUCCCGAGAGCACAGCAUGAAGAAGAAGAAAAAGAAGACCCACCAAGAGGGAGACAUCCUCCCAGUCCACUCCAAGCUCUCCAUGGAGAGCAGCAUGAAGAAAGGAAGUAAGAAGUCAAUCAAAAGUGAAGCUUUGGAGUACAUCCCGAUAGAGAACCCAAAGGCCCCUGGGAAAAAGAAGGUGAAAACCAAGACAAAAGUGGAAAAGCCAGAUGGUGAAGGGCUGGCUGUGAAAAGGAAGAAAAAGAAGAGGAAAGAGAGUGGGGUAAAGGAAAACCCCUGGCAGGAGGAAGAAGAGGAGUCGGACACAGACCUAGAGGUGGUACUGGAAAAGAAAGGCAACAUGGAUGAGGCUUGCAUAGAUCAGGUGAGGCGGAAGGCCUUGCAAGAAGAGAUUGACCGUGAGUCGGGCAAGACAGAGGCUUCAGAACCCAAGAAGUGGACGGGAACCCAAUUUGGCCAGUGGGACACCGCUGGCUUUGAAAAUGAAGAACAGAAGCUGAAAUUUCUGAAGCUUAUGGGUGGCUUUAAACAUCUGUCCCCAUCAUUCAGCCGCCCUCCCAGCAUGACUGACAGGUCCAACAUGGCCCUGGACAAGAAGUCUUCAGACAUGCUCCAGCAGAACCUGCAGCAGGACUAUGACAGGGCCAUGAGCUGGAAGUACAGUCAUGGGGCUGGCCUGGGCUUCUCCUCUGAGUCCCGCAGCAAGGUCUUCUACAUUGACCGGAACGCCUCCAAGUCUAUCAAGUUGCAAGAUUAAACUUUAUUGUCCUGAUCCUCAAACUCCAUUUCUUGGUCAGUUUUGCAUCUGCCAAAUUGGCUUGAAUCAGGCACCUGCAGAUACUGAGGACCACUCAUGAUGAGUUUUGAACAAGCUGGUGAAAGCUGCUUGUGUGUCAGGAGCCAGUAUUAGUGUCUAAAACGUAUUUUCUAUAUUAAACUUUCCACCUCUCUUUGGGUGAAAGUAUUUUAAGUAAUAAUAGCUAUCAGUUGUUGACUUGUGCAGGGCCCUGACUAAAGUGUUUUCUUUGUAUUGAUGUAUUUAAACCUAAUUAUGGAAUAGGUGCUACUCUCAUCUCCAUUUUAUGGAUGCUGCAAUUUAAGUUCAGGGAUAAAGUAAUAAAUUACCCAGGGUCACCUUGCAUUAAGUGCCAUCAAGAGUGAGUACAUCACCCUGCAUC